Emericellopsis atlantica is the source of this 2100-nucleotide messenger RNA. RefSeq lists its product as uncharacterized. Gene Ontology annotation, molecular function: protein binding. NCBI's taxonomy places the organism in Eukaryota, Fungi, Ascomycota, Sordariomycetes, Hypocreales, Bionectriaceae. The transcript has a single exon. The record is from RefSeq and is a predicted model, not a curated record. Bases 237 to 1961 code for a protein of 574 amino acids.
CAUCUGGAAAGGAAUUUCUUGAGUUUGUCAUCUGCACCGCUACCCUCACUAGGUAACAUGCCCGAACUUCGCGAUGGACAGUUUAGGGUUCAAGAUGGCGUGGCCAACAGGGUCAUUUGGUUCGCACGACGACAGCUCCUCGUGGAAUUUCCUACGAACUUUUACUUUCCCUUUUGUUGCUCCAACCAGAGCUGGAACUGCGUCCAACAUGUGCCCAGCGCUGUCGUCUUACCAGGAUGCCUCGUGGAAUGGAGAAGAAUGUCCAACAAGGCUUCCAUCGUGGCCAUGGAUCGACUCCCCAUGGAACGAGAACCGGCUGGCAAAACCUCCCUAACGAGCUUCGAAUCAUGAUUUUCUCCAUCUUACGCGAAUCCGAGCGGACACACAUCACCAACUACGUGACCACUUGCAAGCAAUGGCAAAGAUGGUUCGAACCAGAGAGCUUUCACACUAUUCACCUCGAUCAGCACAAGUUACCUCACCUAGAAAGCGUGAUUGGCGACCGCAACCACCGCCAGCUGUACGUCCAGAAGAUCAGUUUCGUCGCUAAGCUGUCGACAUACGACUGCAGCGAGUGCAUGGAGGAAGAGGACGAGGACACUGCAUUCACCAACAGCCAAAUUCUCUUCAGAGGGAUGCGUGAUCUGUUUGCUGUGCUGUCGAGCUGGUCUGUCGAGGGACGAGGAGGAAUUUGUCUCGAGAUCGGUGCCAGGUCACCAAGCGACGCCCAGCAUGGGUUUCGAGAGUAUCGCUUCGAAAAGUCGAGCCAGAUGCAAGGCCCUCAGUCCAAGCAGUUGUACAAGAAGCAUUUGCAAAAGGUCCGGGAUGCUUCUGAUGCUUGCCCUUCCUGGAACCUGGUGCGCCGAGGCGCACACGCCCCUUAUGGCGCCAAACGUAGGGUCCUCUCUACCUUGCUGAGUCCAGCGGCGGGCAACUACCCUAUCUUCUUCGGAUCAGAUAACAACGUACCUCAGAAGUGGUAUCGAUUCCCACGUGUAGAGGUGAUUUCUACUCUGCAGGUGCGGAGACAUGGUUAUCGCCGCAUAGCAUUUGCCUUCCUCCGAGAGCUCGCUAGUGGAAAUAUGCCCAACCUCAGGACAGUACGGUACGAGAGAUGGCAUCACCCAGUCGACCCUUACCCGACACCACGUGCCAUGAGGAAUCUGGACAUCAUGGUAAACCGCGGUCUGGAGAACUUUAGUGUCUUCUGUGAUCACGGUGAGCCGAUCAAUCAAGAAGCUCGACUCGACAAUGGUGUUCAUCUGUCUUCCCAAUCGGGCUAUGGAAUGCCUAUGCACAUUGUCUUCACAAUAUGCCGUCUUCGUCGCGUAUGCCUCUCUUUUGUAAUAGAGCCGGAAGACUUUUUCUGGGCAGCACGGCGGAUAUGGUCUUCCGCGAAGAACAAAGCAGAGUGCUUUCCAAAUCUGGAGUCGUUGUCCAUGACCUGCGGCUUGUUCUGCUUGAAGGACUCGAGUGCCCUAUCGGAUACCCUCGUGGAUGCCUCCGACGCGUUGUAUCUCAUGCCGAAACUCAAAAGCGUGACGCUGUGGAACGGCGGGAAGAGAUGGGGCAGCUACUUGCACCUGGACAACACGAGAGGGCCCGAUGGCCUGCGGAAACCAUCCGUCACCUACGCGAGCACCCGUGACCUGACGACAUCGGCAGUCAUAUCGGCAUGGAAGGCCAGUUUUGAGAAGAAUAGACCUGGGGAGGGGUGCCUACAAGAGGUGACCGAGAAGCUGGACAAGCGCGACAUCCAGUGUGCCGCAGGCAUGUUGGAUCAGCUUCCCGAUUCGAGCUUGAUACUCACCGAGCAAUCAAAGGCCGAAAUGCAGCUCGAAGGAACAGCCCGGAAUGCGUUUGAAAGAAUUGGGUCCAUAGGGCCAUCGGCCACGGUGCCGGCAUUGUUCUCCCUGAUUCUGACCGAAUCAGCGCGGCUAUUACCAUCGAAUCUGGGAUAAUUGUGCGAAAAUAACUCGAUACCUAUGCUGGGCAAUAAUGAGGCUGAAUUGCAAGUGUCAUACUUUUGUAGGAAGAUAUGGCAUUCAACAUAUUCAAUUCUAUCCCGGUCAACGCCCAUAUUCUGGAAUCAGGGUCAGA